Messenger RNA from Radiomyces spectabilis, 764 nucleotides. RefSeq lists its product as uncharacterized. The transcript has a single exon. Bases 99 to 455 code for a protein of 118 amino acids. NCBI's taxonomy places the organism in Eukaryota, Fungi, Mucoromycota, Mucoromycetes, Mucorales, Radiomycetaceae. The record is from RefSeq and is a predicted model, not a curated record.
UUUUAACAAAUGUUUGCUUUUGUCACCGUCUUCUCCUUUUGAGCCGAUUUUUCAUCUCUUGAUCUUUCCCAAAUCACUUUUCUUAUCUUUUUCUCAAAAUGCCUUUUCGAUGCAAAUGCGGACGAACUUAUGAGAAGCCGGAUUCUUUUUCCACCCACACUUCGGCUUGUGCUCAGUUCCAUUCUCGACGCAUGUCUGAUACAAGCGCCACUUCAUCGGUGGUGCGUCAACCACCUCUUUUGCUGAAUACAACUCCGUUAUCUUUGACGGGAUUACUGUCAUCCGGCGGCUCAUCUCAAACCAGCUCGCCCACGGGCGAUGAAGCCUCCGCGGGCGGAAGUGAUUUGUCGACUUCCAUGCCGACCAAUUUCUUUAUGCCAACCGCUUUAUCAUUGCAAAAUGCUUUUGAAGGAGCUAGGCGACGAUCCAUGUCCUAUGGCUCAUCAUUCAAGUGAACAAUACUGAUUACAGAUCUGCACUGGUUGCCUUUGAACAAAACCAACACAGAACUCAGAAAAAUUCAGAAACAAGCAAAAAAUACCCCAAGUUCAUGUCAAAUCCAACCAUCAUCUGCUUCCAUCAUCUUAUUUCCUCCUUCUCCUCCCUUCUCUUUAGCCUUUUCAUCUGUCAAUAGUUUUUAGCUCAAUUUUAUUUGGAAAAUGUCAAAAUCUCCGCUCAAUUUUUUUUUUCUUUACAUCCCAACCAGAAAGGGAAAAAAAAGCCUAUAAACAUAUUUUUUUCUUCAACACACAAUAAACAAGCAA